This is a messenger RNA of Paramecium sonneborni, 1282 nucleotides long. The record is from the annotation of a GenBank genome assembly. NCBI's taxonomy places the organism in Eukaryota, Ciliophora, Oligohymenophorea, Peniculida, Parameciidae.
AUGUAAUCUUAAUGUGUAAAAUCUCAUGGAAAUAUACUUCUAGAUUAUUAUAAGAGUCUUGAAUAGGAGGAUUGGAAUAUCAAUUUGACAGAAUAUUAAACACUAGUGGAUUUUCGAUUAAGUUAGAAUGUGAUAACAUUUAUAGAAAUAGAAAACUUUUAUGCUUUUGAGGAUUAAAAGUAAGUGUAAAUAAUAAUGAUAGGAAUUUCGUUUUAAUGCAUAGUCAAACAUAAUGGACAGAUUAAGAAUGGAAAGUAUUGAUUUGGAUAGUGAUAUCAUAUUGUAAAAUGAAUAAGAUUAAUGUUUAAAAAUUGGUAUGUGUAAUUAGGUAUUUUAGUGUGAUUGGGAGAUGAUUGGAUAGUUGAUAAAAUUCAAAAAUGGUUUAAAUUGUUAGUAUAAAUGGCUAUGUCAUUUAAUAAGAAAAGAGGAUAGAUUAUAAUGGUGUUAAGAAGAAGAAGAGCUAUUAAAAGAAGAAGUGGAAAGUAGUAACAAUUUAAAAUGGAAUGAAAUACAAUUUUAAAUAUUCAUGAAAUCAAAUGGGAGAUAUUUUAAGAAAGCCAAAUAAUGUAGAGAGAGAUGGAAUAACUAUUUAGAUCCAUAAAUAAAUAGGUAAAAUUUAAGAGAGUUUUUUAUUAGAAGUAAUUGGAAACCAGAAGAAGAUUUAUUUUUAAUGAAACUAUCUUAAUCUGAAGGUUUAAAAUGGUCUAAGAUUUCUUAAAAGAUGAAAAAUAGAACAGAAAAUUAAGUUAAAAAUAGAUUCAAAAGUCUAAUAAACAAGGAAACUAAAGAACAAUAAUAAUAAUUAGAUAUCAGUAUUCUAAUAAAUAAUAUAAUCUAAAAAUUAGUUAUCCAAUAGUAUAAGACUACUGAAUUUAUACAAGAAGAAAAACCAUUAAAAGUAAUCUGUUUAGAUAGUAAUAUUAAUUACAUAUAAUAAUAAUAAUAUUGGAUAUACUAAUAUCAAUAUUUCUUAGCUUAACAAUAAUAUUAAAUGUGCUAUAGUUAUUAUUAAGGUGGAUAAUAAUCUAUGAAAAAUGAAGAUGCAUUAUCAUAAAAGAUGUCCAGAUCUAAUAGUUUUUGUGGAUUGUUAGAUAAAUUAUCUUUAGAUUCAAAAUCUUGGACAUAAGAAUUAAAUAAAUAAUAUGUUUAGGAAAUUGAAGUUCCUAUCAAUAAUCUUACUAAAUCAUAAUAAUUUAUUAACAUUCCAAAUUUCAUUUCAGAUAAUUAAGGAAAACUUAAAUCCAAUAAAUAAAGAUUCAAGUUUUCUUCAGGAGAUUAAUGA